Messenger RNA from Erythranthe guttata (spotted monkey flower), 2673 nucleotides. Its product is annotated as transmembrane protein, putative (DUF288). NCBI's taxonomy places the organism in Eukaryota, Viridiplantae, Streptophyta, Magnoliopsida, Lamiales, Phrymaceae. The record is from RefSeq and is a predicted model, not a curated record.
ACUGUGUGUUUGACUGUGUGUUUUGGGGGGUUUCGAUUUUAGAAGCAAAUUAGGGAAAAAAACCCCACCCCCAAUUGAGAAAUGCAAGUCCAAGAUCGGAUUUUUCCGCCGUCCGAUGGCUCGAAACCCCACAAUCACCAAUCCAGAAGCAAACACUUUCCGAUUCACACCAAGAAUCUCGAUUUCUCGGCGUGGGCAUCGGAGAAUCUCUACAAGAUCCUCACGAUUCUCCUCCUCGUCGCCACCGUCGCCGCCCUAUUCUACCUCCGCAACUACUCCUCCGCCGGCGGCGACGCGACGGCGCUGCUCUGCCUCCAGUCCACCCAGUCCCGCUUAAUCCACCCCAAAUUCCCCCGAAUCAAUUGGAAUUCAAUCGACCGCAUUGCCGAUAAAUCAACCCCAUUCUCCACCUUCCGAUCGGAGAAAUGGAUCGUCGUUUCUGUUUCCGAUUACCCAUCCGAUUCCCUCACGAAAUUGACCAAAAUCAAAGGGUGGCAAUUGCUCGCGAUUGGGAAUUCCAGAACCCCAAAAGACUGGAAAUUGAAAGGUGUCAUUUAUUUGUCAUUGGACAUGCAAGCUCAAUUAGGGUUCCGAGUGGUCGAUUUCUUGCCGUACGAUUCCCACAUACGGAAAAACGUCGGGUAUUUGUUCGCAAUACAGCACGGUGCUCAGAAGAUCUACGAUGCGGAUGAUCGGGGCAAUGUGAUAGACAACGAUAUAGGUAAGCAUUUCGAUGUUGAGCUUGUCGGCGAGAGUGCUAGACAAGAAGUUAUCUUGCAAUACAGUCACGAAAAUCCCAACCGGACCAUAGUGAACCCUUACGUACAUUUCGGACAAAGGUCCGUUUGGCCGAGAGGGCUACCGUUGGAGAAAGUCGGGGAAAUCUCACACGAGGAGUUCUACACCGAGAUUUUCGGCGGGAAACAGUUCAUACAGCAAGGGAUUUCCAACGGAUUGCCCGAUGUGGAUUCGGUUUUUUACUUCACGAGAAAAGCUAAUUUGGAAGCGUUUGAUAUUCGGUUCGAUGAAAAAGCACCUAAAGUGGCUCUACCUCAAGGAACGAUGGUGCCGCUCAAUUCUUUCAACACGCUUUUCCACACAGCUGCGUUUUGGGGUUUGAUGCUUCCGGUUUCUGUUAGUACGAUGGCUUCUGAUGUGUUGAGAGGCUAUUGGGCGCAGAGGAUUUUGUGGGAAGUCGGGGGUUACGUUGUGGUGUACCCACCCACAGUGGAUCGGUACGACAGAAUCGAAGGGUACCCUUUUUCCGAGGAGAAAGAUCUCCACGUGAACGUGGGCCGUUUGAUCGAUUUCUUGGUGGGGUGGAGAUCGAACGAGCAUAGAUUGUUCGAGAAGAUUUUGGAGCUGAGUUACGUAAUGGCCGAGGAAGGGUUUUGGACGGAAAAAGACGUGAGAUUUACCGCAGCUUGGCUUCAAGAUUUGCUGGCGGUUGGUUAUCAACAGCCUCGUUUGAUGGCUCUUGAAUUGGAUCGGCCGAGGGGUACUAUCGGGCACGGGGAUCGAAAGGAGUUUGUGCCUCGGAAGUUGCCCUCGGUGCAUCUUGGAGUUAAUGAAAUUGGGACUGUGAAUUACGAAAUCGGGAAUUUGAUUACGUGGAGGAAGAGUUUUGGGAAUGUCGUACUUGUGAUGUUUGUUAGUGGGCCGGUCGAGCGUACUGCGUUGGAGUGGAGGUUGCUUUACGGGAGGAUAUUUAAGACGGUUAUUAUAUUGUCGAGGGAGAAGAAUGUCGAUCUUGUUGUGGAAGAAGGCCAGCUGGACUACGUGUACAAGUAUUUACCGAAAUUAUUCGAUAGAUACACGAGCGCAGACGGGUUUAUAUUUCUUCAGGACGACACUGUUCUCAACUACUGGAACUUGCUCCAAGCAGACAAGUCUAAGCUUUGGGUCACAAACAAGGUAUCAAAGUCUUGGACUACUGUCUCGAUUUCCGGAAAAUCCGAUUGGUUCGCGAAGCAAGCAGAAUCGGUGAACAAAGUGGUAGCCACAAUGCCGGCGCAUUUACAAGUCAACUAUAAAGAAAGCGUAAAAGACGAGCAAAUUCUCACAAUAUGCAAUUCGGAAGUAUUUUACAUUCCUCGAAAAUUUGUGUCCGAUUUCGUCGAUCUCGUCAGCCUAGUGGGCGAGAUGGAUAUUCAUCACAAAGUUGCGGUGCCGAUGUUUUUUCUGGCAAUGGACAACCCCCGAAAUUUCGACUCGGUUUUUAAUUCGAUGAGAUAUAAGCAGAAGCUGCAAACUAAUUCGACAUCGUUUUAUUCUCCGGAAGCUUCCGCAGUUCAUCCGUGGAACGUUUCGAGCGAGCAAGAUUUUAUUAAAUUGGUGAGAAUUAUGGCGGCAGGUGAUCCACUGUUAAUGGAGCUUGUUUGAUUCGAAAAAAAAAAAAAGAACUUUAUAUAAUGGAAUUAGAUAACAUGUAUACAGAUUAUUGACAGUUUUUAUAUACUGCAGAACUUUUUUUUUUUAAUUCUUUAAGGCAAAAUUUAUUUGUAGAUUUUUUUUUAUUUUUUUUUUUAAUUUUUGUAAUUUUUUAAUUUUUUUUUUAUUUGGGAAAAACUUUUAUUGAUUUGUAGAUUUCGCACAGAAACAGAAUAUUGAGAAGUAUUCUUUGUUUCUGUACAUUUUUUGCUCCUUUGGAAUAUGGAAAAUUUUCAUUGAUAA